ACAUCCAGAAACAGUCCGUUUUAAAGAUUUGGACCAGCAGGUCAUAAAUAGUAAUAUGUGCACGUAUUAUUUUGUUGUCGUCAUUCUAGCCUGGGCUUCUCGUGAGGUUCUUGCUAACAAAACGGACAAUCCGCUGCUAAUUGAUCAAUUGGCUAUAAAUCAGCAACAAUGGUUCACAUACAAUGCGGUGAAGGAAAGUGAAAUACAACAGAAAAUUGUGAGGAUCGAAAGAUCGAUUGAAGAACGAUUGAUGGCCAUGCAAAGCAAGUUGGCAUACGCACUGCAUGAGCUGCAGACCAUAAUGGGCAACCAGAGCGUGGAGACUCUCGAGAAACUACGAAUCUCGCACAGGAUCAAUCCAGCGCUUAUCCAGAAAAUAGGCACAAGACGCUUCUACAUUGAGAAGGAAAACAAGCAAAAUUGGUUUGGCGCCUCAAACGCCUGCCGUCGAUUGGGCGGUCACAUAGCCACCAUCCAGGAUGAGCAGGAGUUUAAUGAGAUCUUCUCAAGAACGCCGGCCGGUGUCUUUUGGAUAGAUAUCAGUGCUAUGUUCAAGAACGGCCACUUCGCAUCAUCACUAACCGGCAGAUCGCCGCCGUUCUUUAAAUGGAAGAAAGAAGAGAGGGCCAAUAAGUACGAUUGCGUUAAUGUAUACAACAAGGAAAUGUACAAUGAACAAUGUUUCAACACGCAUUUGUUCAUAUGUCAAGCCGAGCAGUGGGAUUAAUGCGAAUGCGAAAAAAAUUAAUCAAGUUAUUUUCAUUUUGCAUCUCUGCAAUUCACCGUCAGCUUUUAAUAAAGUUAUGAGCCUAUUGUCUUAUUUA
Drosophila sechellia is the source of this 824-nucleotide messenger RNA. RefSeq names its product C-type lectin 30A (gene lectin-30A). The record is from RefSeq and is a predicted model, not a curated record. Lineage: Eukaryota; Metazoa; Arthropoda; Insecta; Diptera; Drosophilidae. Bases 56 to 727 code for a protein of 223 amino acids. The transcript has a single exon.